GCAACGGCUUCAUGACCCGCCGUUCAAAGCUCGGGGUGUCACUUAUGAGUCCCUCCCGCGGACGGUAAAGAUGGUCGCCUUCGACCAUUUCGAGGAGAGGCCGAAACACGCCUCGGUCUCUGCCCUGACGGGGAGAAAGCGGCCGGCUGAAGAAGAAGGGCGAGGAAGGCGAAUAGGCUACCGACUCAAGGCUGCGAAAGAAGAAGAUGAGGAGGAGGAUGAGCCUGACUUCUUCUGUAGCAGAAGGGGAAGGCCUCGCUCUCUCUCUCUCACGUGCUUGUGCAAGGAACUGUGCAGGCUUUCGAAGCCGACUUCCAAUCUGUCGCUGACAGAGGAGGAGGAUGACACCCCUAAAAGCCUGGUCGCAGACUCGAUUUCUUGUUGUAGUGACGAGCUUCGUGGCCACUUUGAGCAAGGUAGACGGGAGGAGGACGAGAAGAAGAAGAUGUAUGAGACGUUGUUUGGUAGAGAUGAAUAUCUGCCGCCUUCGGAGGAUGAAGACAACGUCGGCGGCUGCAGAAAUGGCUCGCAGCAGAGGAUACGAGUGGAAGCAGGGAGAGAGUGGUGCAGCGACCUAACAAUCGGCCCCGGCGAGAAGUUUCUGAUGGCGGAGGUGGGGAUGGUGUUCGACGCGGCGAGGACUGGCGAGAAGGGAUCGGAGGCUUCUCACGGGUCGGUGGCGGUGUGCGGAAGGAGGAGGGAGAUGGAGGACGCGGUGGCGGAGGUGCCUGGAUUCUUUUCGGACGGGCCGGCGAAGUUCGACUUCUUCGCGGUGUACGACGGUCAUGGCGGGCCGCAGGUGGCGGAAUUCUGCCGGGAUAUAAUGCACAGGGUGCUGGCGGAGGAGAUGGAGGGACGGGACUCGUGGGAGCUGGCGAGAAGCCACGAGGAAGGGUGGGGCAGGGUGAUGAGGUCGUGCUUCAGCAGGGUCGACGCCGAGGUCGGGCGGAUGGUUGCCCCAGCCGACGUCCGUGUUGUCGGCAUGCCUUCGGGAUCGACGGCGUUGGUGGCGCUGGUGGGCGAGCACCACAUUAUCGUGGCCAACUGCGGUGACUCCAGAGCCGUUGUCGCUCGUGCCGGCAGCGCCGUCCCCCUCUCCUUCGACCACAAGCCGGAGAGACCAGAUGAGAUGGAAAGAGUGGAGGCGGCCGGGGGAAAGAUCAUCAAUUGUGACGGGUACAGAGUUCUGGGAGUGUUGGCAACGUCUAGAUCCAUAGGUACUCUGGCAUUUGACUAUGGAUGGAUUCUUGCUGCCAUCUUGCCUUCGCUGACGAUAAAUUUUGCAGGAGAUGGUUACCUAAAGCCAUACGUGAUAUCGGUGCCGGAGGUGACGGUCACCAACCGGACGGCGAAGGACGAGUUCUUGGUGUUGGCGAGCGACGGACUGUGGGACGUAAUGUCGAACGAAUUGGUGUGCAGAGUUGCUCGGAGGUGUCUGUCCGGCGCUGCUAAGAAGAGGCUGCCAACGGCGGAACCGUUGGCAGGGAGGACCAGGUCGGCACUGGCGGCGGCGACGCUGGCAGAAUUAGCUCUCAACAGAGGGAGCUACGACAACAUAAGCGUUGUGGUGGUGGAUCUGAAGCUCCGCACCAAGCGGUCGAGAGCUUAGCCACCAGAGCGUGCAUGUGAUCCAAGUGCACUUCGCUGCGUCCAUUUCCUGCAAAAUCUCAGCUCGGCUAUUUUGUCCCUAGUAUCUGGGUUCGACCAGCCAUUUCUUGCUUGCGUCCCUCUCUCUGGCAUGUUUGGCAGAGAGAAGAGAAGAUCCGCCUUCUCUCCUCAAACUUACCAAAAAGAGUAGCGAUGGAAUCGAACAGGCUGCCCGACCAGCUAGGCCUCCGAAGGAGAAAGAGAGAGAGAGAGAUGCAAUUGAAGGGAGAGAGAAAUAUGCAUAAUUAAGAAGACACUUGGCCAACGAUCAACUAAAGGGAACGAAGCCAAAAGAGAAAGAAGAGAGAGAGAGAGAGAGGUAGAGAUGAGGAGCGCAAGCCGACACGGGCAACGGAAACAGACACCCAAUGCCCGCAUAAACGAAGGGAAUUAGGCUCACAUACAAAAAGGGGAGGCCAUCAAGCCAAGCAGUUCGAACUAAGGCAAGGUUGCCUGACAGAUCCACCAAAGGGCGAA
Molecule: messenger RNA, 2124 nt
Organism: Nymphaea colorata (pocket water lily)
Lineage: Eukaryota; Viridiplantae; Streptophyta; Magnoliopsida; Nymphaeales; Nymphaeaceae
Product: protein phosphatase 2C 51-like
Exons: 2
Coding region: 71-1609 (512 amino acids)
Biological process (GO): protein dephosphorylation
Cellular component (GO): nucleus; cytosol
Molecular function (GO): cation binding; protein serine/threonine phosphatase activity
Source: RefSeq, a predicted model, not a curated record